Salarias fasciatus (jewelled blenny) is the source of this 2473-nucleotide messenger RNA. It is a transcript of the gene sdc4, whose product is annotated as syndecan 4. Lineage: Eukaryota; Metazoa; Chordata; Actinopteri; Blenniiformes; Blenniidae. Gene Ontology annotation, biological process: cell migration. The transcript has 5 exons. The record is from RefSeq and is a predicted model, not a curated record. The coding region runs from base 204 to 848 and encodes 214 amino acids. Gene Ontology annotation, cellular component: membrane; cell surface.
GCGAGAGGAGGCGAAGAGGAGCCGCAGCGGGAGAACCGAGGAGCAGUCAGGAGAAAACCGGAUAAAACCGCCCGCAGCCCCGCCACGGCCCCCCAGGGACCACACCGACGCCCCCGCCGCAGCCCGGACGCCCCCCGCCCUCCGCAGCCUCCAGCCCGCCUCGGCCCCUCGCUUCCCGGUCGGUUCCCACCUGGACGGACAACAUGCUCGCGCUGUGCCUCGUGCUGCUCGCGUCCUCCGCCGUCUGCUCCGAGUCGGUGAGGGAGACGGAGACCUGGAUGCCGCUGCGGCGCUCGCCGGCCGCCGCCUUGGCGCCGCGUGGCGCCGACCCGGAGGCGUCGGGCGACUCUCCCGACGGCUCUGACUUCGGCUUCAUGGACGACGAAGACUAUUACGACGACACGCUGUACGACGACGAAGACGAGGACGAGGAGUUCUCCGGGUCGGGGAACGGAGCGACCGAGACUCCGGCCGGAACGCCGCGGCCGUCGGCGAAGCCCGACGCCAGCGACAACAGGAUCCCCGAGCCGGACCGGCCGCUGCAGCCCGCCGCCACCGCAGAGGACCCGGUCCAGAACGCCAACGAGAUCCCGCUGCUGAAGAACCGGCCGGCGCCGGCCGACGAGAACCCGCCCAACGUCCUCAUGGCGCACGCCGGGGACGACAGCGUCUUCAACAAGACGGAGGUUCUGGCAGCUCUGAUCGCCGGCGGCGCCGUCGGCCUGAUGUUCGCCGUCCUGCUCGUCCUGCUGCUCGUCCACCGCAUGAAGAAGAAGGACGAGGGCAGCUACGACCUGGGCCGCAAGCCCAUCUACCGGAAGGCCCCCACCACGGAGAUCUACGCCUAGGCCCCGCCCCCUCCUCGCCCCGCCCACCAAUCAGUGCCUCAGCCUUCCCUCUGACUGCCCCCGCCCGCCGCCGCGCCACGCCUUCCAACACUAACGGCCGUAUGAUUAUUUAUUCCUCCUGGUUCGCCGCGGCGGCAGAGGACUUCACUUUGAUUUUUUCUUUUUUUUUUUUUACAUUUCACGGUAGGAAGAACGGUUCCGUUGGUUCUGACACGUUCUCCGCCCAGGAAGCAGACUCUGGCUUCCACCUGGUUUAACCUUUCCAUGACCAGACAGUCGGCAUUCUGGUACCGCGAUACAUUCCGGUACGCGGGGGACGUUUUUGACGCGGGGGUCGGUCCGGCUCCGGGGGUCGGUCCGGCUCCGGGGGACGGUCCGGCUCCGGGGGACGGUCCGGCUCCGGGGGACGGUCCGGCUCCAGGGCGUUCCUCACGGUCUGCUCGCAGACUGAGGUCUUUUACGUCUGGGAACCCCGGGAGCUUUUUACUGAGCAGAACGCAGAACAUGAGUUUCAGGUUCUCCCUCUCGGUGGGCGGAGUCUGCCCGAUCAGAGCUGGAACGUAUCCAGAAGGGGUCCGGUCCCAGCAGCUCGGUUCCCUUCAGCCUGCGUUGGUCCAGAAACGGUGACUUUCAGGUUCUUGGACUUCUUCCUGCGGUGCUCAAUGCUAAUUCAAUUUAGCUAGCUGCUAGCUAGCUGCUAAUAUAAAUGUGAAGCGAGCUAGCGAGCUAGCUAGCUGCUAGCGUUACCCUCGGACUGGAAGUGGACGGGAGUCGCGUCUGACGGACCGCCACUGAACGGAACGCCGUUUCAUUUCAAGAACAUGUUCUGCUCAUUUCACCUCCGUCUGCCUGUUGUUUUGGUCCGUAGACUGUAGGUGGCGCUGAACCUCCACCAUUUCAAUGUUUGACCAUUUUUAUAAAAACAACAAUGAGGAGGCUGAUUUUAACGAGACGUUGACUCUGUCGGUUGUUCUGGACGUCACGUUGACUCUGUCGGUUGUUCUGGACGUCACGUUGACUCUGUCGGUUGUCGUUUUGGACGUGACAUUGACCUUGAAGCGCGGUUGUAGCAGUGACUGUUGUGUAACGCGGUACGAAGCUAAAUAUCAACCAAAUGCUGAAAAGCCAAACAGUCGCCCGGACAUGGAUUUAGUUUUGCGCUGCCGCCUGUGGGACUGACUCCUCGGCCGUCUUCGUCUCUCCAGAUCAGCCUUUCCUGUUUUAAUUUAACUGUCAGAUGAUUUUAUUGCCGUUCUUCAGGUUUGGGUGUUUCACCCGUUUUAAGCUGUUGUACAUGUGAGCUCUAAAGUUUUAUAUUCUCUUGUUCCAGGUAGUUUGGAAACUUUUCAUUUUUCUAAGAGUUUCUAUCGUCUUCUAGACUUGUGUUUUUUUGUAUUUAUGUCUUUCGGUUGUUGUGUAGAAGGAUGGAUGAUGUUCCUGUUGGGUGGAGACGACCUCCACGCCCUCCUCCGCCCGGCGGAGGACCGGAUGUCCUCUCCGUCCACAUGGAGAAUGUUCUGCUGCUUUCUGACGUCACGGCGUGACGGAGCGAUGGUGACUGACUGCCGGUCCGAGUCCGUAAAGAAAUAAAGAUAUUUUUAUGCACAGAAACAUCCGAGUCCUUC